CAGCUGCGAAGCCUCAUGUUUUCUCCAUGAUACCAAGAUCCAAUCAGACAUCACAAUAUGGAUUAUCGAAUUGUUCAAGGAUACUUCCUAUGAAAAAAUUAAGAAUGAAGUCCAUAUUAAUUUUAUGUGGUGGUGUCAUUUGCGUAUUAGUAUGGUUCAUUGGGUUUUCCAACUCUACAAAAACAGAUUUUACGAGCCUCCUCAAUGGUACAGGACAUAGUGAAAUAUACGAUGAAAUCACUGCCCUGAAGAAACGCAUCAGUCAGCUGGAAAAACAAAAUAAGAUUUAUCCAGAUGUGAAAUUCCUGAAUUAUAAAGAUAGAAAAAGGAUCUUGAUCUCAGGAGGUGCCGGUUUUGUUGGAUCUCACCUUGUGGACAGGUUAAUGUUAGAAGGUCACGAGGUCACGGUCGUAGACAACUUCUUCACCGGCAGGAAACGGAACGUGGAACACUGGAUUGGACACGAAAACUUCGAGUUAAUAAAUCAUGAUAUUGUGCAGACACUAUUUAUAGAAGUGGACCAGAUUUAUCACCUGGCCUCACCCGCUUCUCCCCCUAACUACAUGUACAACCCAGUCAAGACCAUCAAAACAAAUACCAUAGGGACCAACAACAUGUUGGGUUUAACUAAGAGGGUGAGAGGGAGGCUCCUAUUGGCCUCCACAUCUGAAGUAUACGGUGAUCCAGAAGUUCACCCCCAGCCAGAGGAAUACUGGGGACAUGUAAACCCCAUUGGUCCUAGAGCCUGCUAUGAUGAGGGAAAAAGAGUAGCUGAAACCAUGUGUUAUGCGUAUGCAAAACAGGAUGGAGUACAAGUAAGGGUGGCCAGAAUAUUUAAUACUUUUGGUCCCAGAAUGCACAUGAACGAUGGACGUGUGGUUUCUAACUUUAUCCUACAGGCUUUACAGGGACAGAAUAUUACAGUGUAUGGAUCAGGAGAACAGACUCGGUCCUUUCAGUAUGUCUCAGACCUGGUAGAUGGUCUCAUUAAGCUGAUGAAUUCUAAUUACUCCCAACCAAUCAACUUAGGAAAUCCUGAGGAACACACUAUCAUGGACUUUGCUACUAUCAUUAAAGAUCUAGUUGGUGGAUCCAGCCAGAUUGUCAAUAAGCCCGCUAUGCAAGAUGACCCACGAAAAAGAAAACCUGACAUAACUAAGGCAAAGAAGUAUUUGAAAUGGUCACCCCAGGUGCCAAUGAUUGAAGGAAUAAAGAAAACAAUAGAAUAUUUUAGAAAUGAAUUAAAGAGAACACGACACAGUGAAAGAAAUCUACAUUUUCCAAAUUAAGAUAUACAGGGAUAGAUGCAUAUAAAAGAAAGUGCCAGGAACGGAUGACUUUGCAAGUAACUUACAGACAUUCAGUUCCCAAAAAUUAAGGCCAUGGGAAAUGAAAAUCAUUUUGACUGGAGAGUCGUU
Messenger RNA from Saccostrea cuccullata (small rock oyster), 1418 nucleotides. Its product is annotated as UDP-glucuronic acid decarboxylase 1-like. Gene Ontology annotation, biological process: D-xylose metabolic process. Gene Ontology annotation, molecular function: UDP-glucuronate decarboxylase activity; NAD+ binding. The coding region runs from base 27 to 1289 and encodes 420 amino acids. Gene Ontology annotation, cellular component: cytoplasm. NCBI's taxonomy places the organism in Eukaryota, Metazoa, Mollusca, Bivalvia, Ostreida, Ostreidae. The record is from RefSeq and is a predicted model, not a curated record. The transcript is spliced from 12 exons.